UUGAAAACACUCUGGGAAAAGACAACGCUGCCCUAACAUCUACUAACACAACCCUCUAUUUUUACGGUGAGACACGCUUUGUUGGAAAUCAAGGUUUCUAUGGGGGUGCCUUAUCCCUAUACAAAUACUCUAUAAUGUACUUCUAUGAGAAUGCCAAUGUUGUGUUUACCAACAACCAUGCAUGGAGAAGUGGAGGAGCAAUAUAUGUCGACACUAUGAGCUAUGCACAACCUGGAAGUGACCUGCGUAAGCCACUCAGUGUAAAAUACCAAUGCUUCUUCUAUGGUGCAUGUGAGAAUUGUAACAGGAAAAAACCUCUUAACUUUUGUAACAAUACAUCAAUUGAAGGGGGAGAUGCUAUUUAUGGUGGAUCAAUCAAUCGCUGUUACUUUAGAAAAUCAACAGCUGAAUCUGAAAGCCAUAAUAAACCUACAGAAAGGAAUGGUGCUCUACAACAAUUUCAACAAAUGACUACAUUUUGUUCAAACUAUACACUUCCUCAAACGUCACUGACAGUUACAUCGUCACCAUACUAUCUUUGUUUCUGCCAGUCUAGUGGGAUAUUCUGCAACACUGUAGAGAAGGAAACAACCAUUGUACCUGGUCAAACAAUAGAACUCUCAAUAGUUGCAGUCGGUCAACUCCAAGGAGCUACAUUGGCCACAGCACAAGCAAGACUAAUGCUCCCAUACACGGAGCAACUAAAUUCAAACCGCCCGUACAUUCCACGAUCUCAAGCCAGACAACUCUUAGGGCUAACCUGCACCAAGGUACAUUACACUGUACAUGCUCCCAUAGGCAACCAAACACUAGUACUUGGCAUAAAUGAAAUUGCUAAUGAAGAAGUACAAUUAAGACUAGAAUAUUUUGCUGAUGAAUUGGUAAGAGAACAUGCACAAUUCACAGAUGAAGUUCCUUUACUUCUUUACAUCAUCAUACAACCAUGUCUUCCGGGAUAUAUUUACAACACAGUAAGUUUGGCAUGUGAAUGCCUUCAAUCCAUAACAGCUGCUGGCGUACAGUGCAACAUUGACAAUCAAACAGUGAUCAGGUCUGGCACAGUAUGGGUGAAUGCAACUAACGACACAGUCAUAAUACACAGCCACUGCCCACUGGGUUACUGCAAUCAGAAACAAACUGAGCUAUCUCUAACUAACCCAAGUGUACAGUGCUCUUUUAAACGGUCAGGAACAUUGUGUGGCCAGUGUGGAGGUAAUCUCAGUCAGAUGCUGGGAAGUUCAGAUUGCCAAGAAUGCUCUAAUCUCUGGUUACUGUUGAUUAUUCCUGUAACACUAGUCAGUGGAAUGUUAUUGGUGGUGUUGCUUAUGGGUAUGAAUCUCACCGUAGCAACGGGCACUAUUAACGGACUGGUACUCUACGCUAACAUAGUCAGAGCUAACAAUGAUAUCUACUUUAGCGUUAAAACUUCAAAGAUAACGGAGAUAUGUAACGUGUUUAUAGCAUGGAUCAACUUAGAUGUCGGUAUCGAGGUUUGUUUCUAUAAUGGACUGGAUGCUUUUUAUAAGACUCUGUUCCAACUAGGUUUCCCUAUCUACAUAUGCACCAUUGCAGUUACUAUCAUAGUAUCAAGUCACUACUCCACAAGAGCUGCUAGGCUAAGCGGAAACAAUGCUGUACAAGUUCUAGCCACCCUUUUUCUCCUAUCGUACUCUAAGAGUAUACGACUUGUGAUUACAGUAUUUUCAUUCACAACGCUUAACCUGGAGCACUACAACAACGAAAAUAGUGUACACAAACUUGUGUGGUUAUAUGAUGGAAAUAUUGACUAUAUUCAAGGCAAACACAUCGCUCUGUUCUUGAUAGGAAUUCUCAUUCUAGUUUUGGUCUCAUUCCCAUACACAGCUGUUCUCAUUUUCAUUCCGUGUCUACAGAAGGUGUCUCACCAUCGAUGGCUGACAUGGGUAUGGAAAAUGAAACCUUUAUUCGAUGCUUACACCGGACCAUACAAGAGCAAACAUCGGUAUUGGACUGGGCUAUUGCUACUGCUAAGAGUUCUCCUCUAUGCUACCUUUUCACUAAACAUAGCUGGAGAUCCAUCCAUUAAUUUACUGGCCACGUCCCUAUUAAUGAUGAUCACACUCGCCUACUUACCGCUCGUUGGUAAUGUUUAUAAAUCAAGAGCACUCAGUAUUCUAGAGUAUGCUUUCUUAUUAAACCUUACCAUGCUAUCAGUGUGCAGCCUCUUUGCUCUAUUGACAGGCCGAGAUCAAGAAUUGAUCACGGACAUAUCCGUCGUUAUUACCAUGACACUUUUCUGUAGUAUCUUAAUCUAUCAGGCAUACAUGCGUUUAAUGCUACUCAAGAUUAUGAAGAGGAGGUUUGUAAAGAAACGAGAAUCAAGGGAAGAAGAGAACCAUGAAGAAGAUUACAAAGAGAGAGAGAAUAAUGUUGUGUCUAUGCAGAUUGUGUCCAUUAGGGAGCCACUUUUGGAAAUGGAAGAAGUUACUUCCUAACAGACGUACUAUAAAAAUGUAGCUGAGCACUAAGGGCCACAUGAGCUUACACACUAGAACGCUAUUAUAGCUAAAGCACUUAAGAGUGAAUAUGUUGGUAUAGCAUGUAUAAUGUUCAAGCAUUUACUGUUGAUAGAGAACACAAUGCAACAGCUUAGGAUAUAUAUAGCUCUCUAGAUAAUAGCUAAA
Molecule: messenger RNA, 2663 nt
Organism: Halichondria panicea
Lineage: Eukaryota; Metazoa; Porifera; Demospongiae; Suberitida; Halichondriidae
Exons: 1
Coding region: 135-2474 (779 amino acids)
Source: RefSeq, a predicted model, not a curated record